AUGUCGACUCAAGGAAAGGCAGCCGUGGCGUGGGAAGCCGGAAAAGAUUUGAGCAUCGAGACUGUCGAAGUCGCUCCUCCAAGAGCCCACGAAGUCCGAAUUGAGGUCCACUACACGGGUGUCUGCCACACAGAUGCGUACACGCUUUCCGGAAAGGAUCCCGAGGGAGCCUUUCCUAUCGUCCUGGGUCACGAGGGAGCUGGUAUCGUAGAGUCUGUUGGAGAGGGCGUCACAUCCGUCAAAGUAGGAGAUUACGUUGUUGCACUCUACACACCCGAAUGCAAAGAAUGCAAGUUCUGCAAGUCCGGCAAGACCAACCUCUGCGGCAAGAUCAGAGCUACCCAAGGCAAGGGCGUGAUGCCUGACGGCACCUCCAGAUUCAAGUGCAAGGGCAAAGAUCUGCUGCACUUCAUGGGCACAUCUACAUUCUCGCAGUUUACCGUCGUAGCCGACAUCUCGGUCGUAGCUAUCACCAAGGACGCUCCUAUGGACCGAACGUGCCUGCUAGGCUGCGGAAUCACCACGGGCUACGGCGCCGCCGUCGAGACGGCCAAGGUCGAGGAGGGCUCCACGGUUGCCGUCUUCGGCGCCGGCUGUGUCGGUCUGUCAGUUGUGCAGGGCGCGCUGAUGAGGAAGGCGGGCAAGAUCAUCGUUGUGGAUUUGAACCCCAGCAAGAAGGCAUGGGCUGAGAAGUUCGGCGCGACGGAUUUCGUCAACCCGGCUGAGUUGAAGGGCCAGAAUAUCCAGGAGAAGCUGAUUGAGAUGACUGAUGGAGGGUGCGAUUACACUUUUGACUGCACUGGAAAUGUGGGCGUGAUGCGAGCGGCGCUGGAGGCUUGCCAUAAGGGAUGGGGUCAGAGUAUUGUUAUUGGUGUUGCGGCUGCUGGACAAGAGAUCUCUACACGACCUUUCCAACUCGUUACUGGUCGCGUGUGGAAGGGAUGUGCGUUUGGUGGUAUCAAGGGCCGCUCACAGCUUCCUGACCUGGUCGAUGAUUACAUGAAGGGCAAGCUCAAGGUUGAUGAGUUCAUCACUCACAGACAGGAUCUCGACCACAUCAACGUCGCUUUCAAUGACAUGAAGGCCGGAGACUGUAUCCGUUGUGUGGUUGAUAUGAGGAAGUAG
Messenger RNA from Lachnellula hyalina, 1125 nucleotides. RefSeq names its product S-(hydroxymethyl)glutathione dehydrogenase (gene FDH1). NCBI's taxonomy places the organism in Eukaryota, Fungi, Ascomycota, Leotiomycetes, Helotiales, Lachnaceae. Gene Ontology annotation, molecular function: zinc ion binding; S-(hydroxymethyl)glutathione dehydrogenase [NAD(P)+] activity. Gene Ontology annotation, biological process: formaldehyde catabolic process. Bases 1 to 1125 code for a protein of 374 amino acids. Gene Ontology annotation, cellular component: cytosol. The transcript is spliced from 5 exons. The record is from RefSeq and is a predicted model, not a curated record.